This is a messenger RNA of Glarea lozoyensis ATCC 20868, 738 nucleotides long. RefSeq names its product NADH-ubiquinone oxidoreductase 29.9 kDa subunit. Gene Ontology annotation, biological process: respiratory electron transport chain. The transcript has 3 exons. The record is from RefSeq and is a predicted model, not a curated record. NCBI's taxonomy places the organism in Eukaryota, Fungi, Ascomycota, Leotiomycetes, Helotiales, Helotiaceae. The coding region runs from base 1 to 738 and encodes 245 amino acids.
AUGAGACGCACAUUCCGCCAGCUGGCAGCGGUUAAACCUUCGAAUUAUCUGGAACCGGGAGCACCCACUGGUCUCACUGGCCUUCGAACUCACCCUUCCCCUCGAUCCGCCCUCGUCUACCUCUAUAGUCGUACCCUCGACAAGCUCGCUCAAUUCCCAGAAUCAUCCCUCUAUCGACAGUCGGCAGAAGCUCUAACCAAGCAUCGCAUGUCAAUUGUGACGUCUAUAAAACCCAGCAAUUUUGAAGAGUGGAAAAAGGCAGCGCAGCAAGUGGUAGAGGCGCACCCGGACCUCUUCAAGACGGAGGACAAUGUCGAAGGAAACAUCGUCAGUGUGGCCGGCAAAAUGACCAAGGAAACACAUGGCGAUACAACUUUUCUCACUAGCCCUGCGCCGAGCGACCUUGAAGAUCCGGAUCAGGAGUGGGACGGGGAGAAGGAUGUGAAGGGCGGCAUAGAGGUGGGCACGUUUAUGAAAUACAAUCAAAACCGUCCCCGCGCUAUAUUUCCACCGGAGCCCCUCUUGACGGCUGCUCAGAUUGGUGAGCUAGAGAACAAAAUCGGUGCUGGACUCAUCGAGGAGGUUAUUCAAGUUGCAGAAGGAGAACUCAAGCUGGCGGACGUGAUGUUGCAAUCCCGAGUUUGGGAAGAUCUGGCAGAAAAGCCCGUCGAAGGUCAAUGGGCAUACUUCAAACGUGAUACUGCAACUCCUACCACACAGCAGCCACCGCAGAAAUAG